AGUGCACUUGCCAACAAGGGCAGAAAGUAUUGGAAAUAGAAGGUAAAUAUCUUAUACGUAGUUUUCACUAUAACAGAGACCCCGUGGGCGGCAGAGAGUGCCCUUGGCUGUCCUGCUGAUCAGACCUCGGCUGGACAGACAGAAAAACUUUGUAGAUAAGGAACAGUAAACUCAACUGAAGACCAAAAGCAAGAGUCCAGACUCCUUCAAAGCUUGGCCUGCCCAGAACCACCUUUUCCCUGCUGGGGCAGAGACGAGUGACAGCCGACCCCGGCAGGUUUGCACACCUGUCCCAGUCACAGAUGCACAGGUGCCUUAUGCACCUGACACCGAACACAGCUCGGUAUUGCACGCCGGGAGGAGGGGGCAGGUGUGGGGAUCGCGUGCGGGGCCCGCGGCUGCCGUGUCCUGUGCCCAAGCGCGGUUGGUGAGGCGCAGAAAGGAGCAAACCCCUCCCUGGGCAGCCCGGGAGCCGCGCCGGAGCCGCCCCGGGGCGGGACCGCUCCGCGGGCUGCGGGCACGCAGAUGAAAUCUGGCCUGGCGGGAGGCGCUGUUCGCCGGUAGGUGAGGGGCCCUCGGUCAGGAAGACAAGCCCAAGCCAACAGAAAACCCGAAGAAAAGCCAGGAGGAGAAGAUGGAGGAAGCAGAAGAGGAUGACAUGACAUGUGGAGACUUGGGAAACGGACUGGGGAGAAGACCAGGAGGUGUUUAUGAAGGGGGAAACUUACAAAGUUCCCAUUCAGUUAGAUCUAGGAAGGGCUCUGGAAGGACUUGUAAUUCCCCCUUGUCGGCAAAGGGAGCAGAACAAAGCGAUGCUGCGGCUCUUCCUGCUCCAAAACGAAACGGCUUUCACGAUGGAUCCCUCAAAAAACCUGCCUCCAGUUCCACACGGCAGAGUAGCUGUGAAUCCAAUACUGAAGUGUCAAAUGAAGAACUGAAGCAACAGCUUCAGGAAGCUCUGGAGGAACUUGAAGUUCUGAAAGUUGAGCUUGAGGCAUCUCAAAGACAGCUGGAGGGAAAAGAUGAAGCCCUAAGAAUCCUGCAGAGCAUGGCAGUAUUUGAUAAAGCCACGAGCCACACAAAGGCAAUGCUUCAGAAAAGUGAGGAAGAAAAGAGGACUCUAGAGAAGGAAAUAAAUAUUUUGCAGUGGGAAAUUGAAUUUGAUCAGGACAGAUUUAAAAACCUAGAGGACACCUGGACAGAAAAAUAUGACAGGAUAUACUGUGAAAAUGCAGCUCUUAAGGAAGCAUUGAAACUGAGGACAGAAGAAGUUAAAACACUUAAAGCCGAAAAUGCAAUCCUGAACCAGCAGUGCUUGGAAUUCCUUGCAAUGCUAGAUGUGAAACAACAGAAGGUUUUUCAGGAGAACAUGUUGAACAAAAGUGACAUCACUGAUUUUACAGGUCUUGAGCUGGCGGUGCUCGGAGCCUGCGCCUGCAGCCCUGCUGAGGGGCAGCCCUGUCCCUGCGCCAGAGUGGCAGCUCUCACUCGGAAGCAGCUCCUGCAUCUCAAGCAAGAGAUGGAAAACCUGAAGAAGGGCAAGGACGAAGCGUACAUCACGGCAGAUGCCUUCAGAAUCGCGUUUGAGCAGCAGCUGAUGCAGAGGCAGGAGCAGGCCCUGAGGCUGGCAGAAGUGAUGGGCGUGAGGAAGGAAAGCAGAUUCGGCAGCUGGAGCCGGCGGCGGGGCGCUGGUAGUGGGGCAGGCUGCUGUGGGGCUGGCUGCAGAGCUGGGGCUCCUCUCCCGUGCCAGCUGCACAGGGGGAGAGCUGGCGUCUGCCCGGGUCGUCUGCUACCACCAAUUGUUCUGUUACUUGGGGUUUUUUUUGGUUUUUUAAAAUUUUUUUUCAAAUUAGUUCCACAGGAGAGCUGGGGAAGGGGAAGAAAGGCAAAAAGAAAAAGGAUAUUUGGAGCUUUUUUUAGCUCCCAAUGGGGUAUUGAGCGACGUGUGUGAAACAAGAUGAGCUUCAAGGUCUCUCCUAACCCAGGCCACUCCAUAAUUCACUGCAGUACUAAACAGGUUUUUUUCCUGUUCUUCCUUAAACGCUUUUUUCCUUUUAUUUCGCACGUGUGUCAGUAUUAGUGUUCUUACACUAAUACAGAGUUUCAAAGCCCUCUGUAAAAGAGGAAGAAUUCCAAUCUGUAAAAUAGGAAUAAUUCCAGUAAUGUUUCAUUCUUUGAAAAAAAAACAAAA
This is a messenger RNA of Passer montanus (Eurasian tree sparrow), 2191 nucleotides long. RefSeq names its product coiled-coil domain containing 125 (gene CCDC125). Gene Ontology annotation, cellular component: cytoplasm. Bases 635 to 1951 code for a protein of 438 amino acids. The record is from RefSeq and is a predicted model, not a curated record. Lineage: Eukaryota; Metazoa; Chordata; Aves; Passeriformes; Passeridae. Gene Ontology annotation, biological process: negative regulation of cell motility; negative regulation of Rho protein signal transduction. The transcript is spliced from 10 exons.